Molecule: messenger RNA, 1181 nt
Organism: Physeter macrocephalus (sperm whale)
Lineage: Eukaryota; Metazoa; Chordata; Mammalia; Artiodactyla; Physeteridae
Gene: ATP23
Product: ATP23 metallopeptidase and ATP synthase assembly factor homolog
Exons: 6
Coding region: 217-957 (246 amino acids)
Biological process (GO): mitochondrial proton-transporting ATP synthase complex assembly; mitochondrial protein processing
Molecular function (GO): metalloendopeptidase activity
Source: RefSeq, a predicted model, not a curated record
CCCGCCCCGUUACCGUCUUCCCUCCCGGCGCCUGUGGCCCAGCGCUCCUUCGGUCUCCGGGCUUGUGGACCCCUGCGGCCGUCGUCCGGCUGGCACCAGGUCGGCUCGGCGGAGGGAGGGCCUGGGCUGUGGGUAGGCGGGAGGGAGGUUGCCUUUCCCCGUCUCCCUCCGGGCCGCCUGAGGCGGGAGGAAGCAGCUGCAAAGUCCGUGGGCGGCAUGGCAGGAGCUCCGGAUGAACGCGGCCCGGGCCCCGCUGCGGGGGAGCAGCUGCAGCAGCAACACGUCGGGUGCCAAGUCUUCCCGGAGCGGCUGGCUCAGGGGAAGCCACAGCAAGGGUUCCUCUCCAGCUUCUUCACCAACAACCAGAAGUGCCAGCUUAUGCUCUUGCAGACGUUGGAGACAAAUCCAUAUGUUAAACUGCUGCUUGAUGCCAUGAAGCAUUCGGGUUGCGCUGUUAACAAAGAAAGACACUUUUCUUGUGAAGAUUGUAAUGGAAAUGUCAGUGGAGGUUUUGAUGCUUCAGUGUCUCAGAUUGUUUUGUGCCAGAAUAAUAUCUGUAAUCAGGCCCAUAUGAACAGAGUGGUCACCCAUGAGCUCAUUCAUGCAUUCGAUCACUGUCGAGCUCAUGUCGACUGGUUCACCAACGUCAGGCACUUGGCCUGCUCUGAGGUUCGAGCUGCUAACCUUAGUGGAGACUGCUCACUUUUAAAUGAAAUAUUCAGGUUACAUUUUGGACUAAAACAACACCAUCAGACUUGUGUGCGAGACAGAGCCAUUCGUUCUAUCCUGGCUGUUAGGAACAUCAGCAGAGAAGUAGCUCAGAAGGCUGUUGAUGAAGUUUUUGAAUCUUGUUUCAAUGACCAUGAACCUUUUGGAAGGAUCCCUCAUAAUAAGACCUAUGCAAGAUAUGCUCAUAGAGACUUUCAAAACCGGGAUCGGUACUACUCAAAUAUAUGAAGACGAUGACAUUUUAUAUUGCAGAGCUUCAGUGAUCAUGAAGAAAGUAUGGUUCCCAAGUGGACAAACAUAAAACGUAAAUGAUCAAUUAAAUACAGAGAAGACACCGAAGAUGCUGAUUCUAGCAUCAGAAAAAGUACCUGUGGUAAGAAAUGAAACUGCCUUAAACUCCAAGGCAAAAAUUGUAUCUUUGUAACUAACCAUUUGGUAAAUAAGGAAAAUAA